AUGUUAGCUGCAGCUUAUUCAACUAUCAAAUAUCAAUCGUCUUUGAAAAGCAGAUAUUUCAUGAGAUUGCGUUUAUUGGAGUCAAGCGCCAGCUGGUCAGGUUCAAAUGUUAGUCGCUCUAUUUCAACAACCCAUGGAUUUGAUUACACAAAAAUACUGCAGAAGGAACCUCCUGAAUUAGACUAUCUGGAUUAUGGACUCAAAAGGGAUUGUACACAAGGAGAUUACCAGACGUUUUGCGAAAAGUUUUUAAUGGAAUCAGAACCAACAAAAGAGGCUUUUUUAAAAGUAUUCUUUAGUACUCCCACUGUGUACAAUCCUGAGUUUUUGCAGAAGUCUCAAAGUGGGUCGAUACUGACGGAAGAUAGAAUAUUAAAAGAUGAGCAACAAAUUAUCAAUACUCUUCCAUUUAAAGCCCUGUCGGAUCUGAGUUUCAAAGAGUACCAAAUCAGAAUGGAAGAAAUACAACAGUCUGAAAUGAGCAGUUUAAUUGAUCAAGAGUAUAAAAAUUUCAAAGAACUCUUUUUGCAAUCCCCCAAUGGCGCCGGAUAUACAAAAGGUCAAAUGUUAACAACUUUGAUAGAUACGAGCGCUUUUAAGAAUUAUCGAGAAGUUAACACGGAAGAAGAUGUGGCACGUCAAUUUCAAAGCAAACUUUUGACACCAAUAGAGAACGUAUUUGAAUUAAGUGGUCAUUCAGAUGUUAGUAUAAAUUAUUUAUGUCAAAUCCCCCUACGUGAUCCAAGACGUACCAGAAAUAUUAAACGUGCAGAUUUUGAGAAUCAACUGAAAAAAAAAUUGAUUAUAGGGGAAAUAAAACACCAUUUUGAUAGUUUGGAAAGUGAAUUACAAGGAACCAAAGAACUCUCAAAGAAAACCUUGGAGUCCAUUACUCAGUGUGUUAGAUAUUGUGCCCUUUCACAUUGUGAAUAUGGUUUUUUAACUUCUUUGACAGAAACAUUGCUCAUUCAAAUUGAUUAUGAUAAAUGUAAUUACAUGGGAACAGAUGAUGACAAUAUCAUUCAAAUCAGGUAUUAUUAUUUGAAGAACAUGGAUGAAAAGGUUACCAUGAAAGCUUUGAUGAUGAGUAUACUUAUGAAACAAUUAAAAAACACAAAAUCAGAUAAUUCCCAAGAGCUGCAGGCUUAUAAUCAAAAAAAGAGUGAAAACUUUUUGAAUUUCUUGCUAAAAUCAGAUCGUCAAUUCGAAUCAGAUUUUCAAGACAUGAAAAAUGAAUUGGCCUUGAAGAUGAAACCAAUUGGUGAAACAUUUACACUAUAUGUUGAUCAUAAAUCCAUUAAAUCGUCAACUGAGGACCAGGUGUUGACCUUCAAAAUACGUAAAAGUGACCUUAUAGGUGAUGCAACUGCAGAUAAAGCUGAAGAAACAAUAGUCAGAAUUUUUGAUCCAAUGACAAUGAAAUCACCAUAUGAUGAAGUAAAGGAUAACAUUGACUUCUCAAGAAAUUGUUAUUUGUCAGUACUAGAAUCACUAGAGUAUCUGGAUGGAUCAAACGUCAAUAAACCUGUUGUGGUGAAAAAAGGUUUUAUAAUUAUAAGGGACCGAUUAAAUAAUAAUGUGCUAGCAUCAGGUCAAUUUAUUGCCUAUGCGUUGUCAAAACAAACUCAACAAUCCUCAGAUGUUUAUUCCAAACAAACAUUAGCUGAUCUAGCUAAGGAGCAAAUGAAGAAAUUGCACUCGAGAGGGUUCAAUGUUUCAAAAAAUGAAAUUGAUUUAGAUCCAAACCAGGUUAUACUAGAUGAAAAAAACAGAGUUUGCUUACUAGAGCCUUUGAGAUCUCCAUUUUUUCAGCCUAUAUCACAGGAAGAUCAGAGAAAUGAGCAGAGAAUGCUGGAUGAAGCCAUUGCAAAGAGGGAUUGA
This is a messenger RNA of Hansenula anomala, 1881 nucleotides long. RefSeq lists its product as uncharacterized. NCBI's taxonomy places the organism in Eukaryota, Fungi, Ascomycota, Saccharomycetes, Phaffomycetales, Wickerhamomycetaceae. The record is from RefSeq and is a predicted model, not a curated record. The transcript has a single exon. The coding region runs from base 1 to 1881 and encodes 626 amino acids.